AUGGAAAUAGAAGAUAUGAAUUUAGAGAAGAAUCCGAAUCUAGAGGAAAAUCUGAAUUUGGACACGGUAUUGGAACCUCAGGUUGGAGCAAUAUUCAAUUCUGAAGAUGAAGCGAAGGAAUGUUACACUAGUUAUGCGAAAUCAAGAGGUUUUGGUGUGGUCACAAAAGUCUCUAAGAAGCGUGACAAUGGGGUAAAGUCGAAUAUAUCUUAUGGUUGUCAUCGAAGUGGAAAGCCCAGGACAACGGCUUUGAAUCCCGUUAAAUCCCAUCCAACAACAAAAAUAGAGUGUAAAGCCGGUAUGAAUAUCUCUUUGCAAGUUGAUGGAAAGUGGAUGUUGAAUUCGAUUCAACUGAAUCAUAACCAUGAAAUGGACCCGGAAAAAGUGAAAUAUCUUAAGUGCUAUCGGAGUAUCCCACCACAUUCGAUGAGAACAAUUGAAUUGAACACGGCAGCUGGAAUCACAUUAAACAAAAUCAUUGCCUCAUGUGAGAUCGAGGCAGGGGGGCCUGAUAAUCUGCCGUGGACAAAUAAAGAUGCAAGGAAUUACAAGGAUAAAAAAAGGCGUUCAGAGCUCAAAGAAGGGGAUGCUGAAGCAAUGCAUAAGUACUUUGUCAGAAUGCAAAAAGACAACGGUGACUUCUUUUAUGCCAUCGAUCAUGAUGAAGAUUAUCGAUUACGGAAUGUCUUUUGGGCCGAUGCUAGGAGCAGGGAGUUAUACAAAGAAUUUGGCGAGGUGGUCACCUUUGAUACCACUUACCUUGUUAACAAGCACAAUAUGCCUUUCGCACCAUUUACUUUUCUUUCUUGCAUGUUCGAUUCCCACCCUAACGCCAUCAUCACAGACCAAUGUCAGGCCAUGCAAAACGCGAUAAGUCAAGUUUUUCCAAAUGCACGUCAUUGUUGGUGUUUAUGGCAUAUCAUGAAUAAAGUUCCUGACAAGUUUAAGAGUUACGACCUGUAUAAGCCCAUUAAAAAAUCCCUCAAGAAUGCUGUAUAUGAUUCCUUGAAUCCAGAGGAGUUUGAACAAAAUUGGGCAAAUCUCAUCCAACAAUUUGAUCUACAGAGCAAUGAUUGGCUAGCUGGAUUGUACGAGGGGAGGCACCGAUGGAUACCGGCAUUUCUUAAGGAUAUCUUUUGGGCGGGGAUGUCAACAACCCAACGAAGCGAGAGCAUGAAUUCCUUCUUUGAUGGCUACAUCCAUUCCAAUACCACCUUGAAGGAAUUUGUGGAGCAAUAUGACAAUGCCUUACGUAAGAAGGUGCAAAAAGAAGAUGAGGCAAACGCCCAUUCCUUGAAUGUUCGAAUUCAGAAGGUGUCGCCUUAUAAGUUUGAGGACCAAUUUCAGCAAGCAUACACAAUUGCGAAAUGCAAGGAAUUCCAAGAACAAGUAGCCUUAAAGAUUGGGUGCAAUUUGACUACUGGACCGGUAGUAAAUGGUAUUUCAGAGUUUCACAUUGAACAAGACAUUCUAGUUGGAAAGAAAAAAGAUAGAUCUAAAACUUGUACUUUUCUUGUUCAUUUUAAUGAGGAGUCAAGAGAAACUAAUUGCAAUUGUCGGUUGUUCGAGAGUAGGGGGAUGGUGUGCACGCAUAUGAUCUCGGUUUGA
Messenger RNA from Rhododendron vialii, 1608 nucleotides. RefSeq names its product protein FAR-RED IMPAIRED RESPONSE 1-like. Gene Ontology annotation, biological process: regulation of DNA-templated transcription. The transcript has 2 exons. Gene Ontology annotation, molecular function: zinc ion binding. The record is from RefSeq and is a predicted model, not a curated record. NCBI's taxonomy places the organism in Eukaryota, Viridiplantae, Streptophyta, Magnoliopsida, Ericales, Ericaceae. Bases 1 to 1608 code for a protein of 535 amino acids.